Messenger RNA from Durio zibethinus, 1216 nucleotides. It is a transcript of the gene ACO1, whose product is annotated as ACC oxidase 1. The record is from RefSeq and is a predicted model, not a curated record. NCBI's taxonomy places the organism in Eukaryota, Viridiplantae, Streptophyta, Magnoliopsida, Malvales, Malvaceae.
CUAGUUACCCAAAAUUUUUUUCCCUGCCAUGAUGUUAUAGUUACCUAAAACUACUGUUGCUUCCAUUAGACCCAAGCACCGACUUGAUGCCUAUAAAUAGUUCUCCAAGUUACCCAUCUUUUGCAAUCCGGAUUAGGAAGAGGAGACCAGAUGGAGAUUCCCGUGAUAGAUCUUGAUGAACUCCAUGGUGAGAAAAGGAGCAAAACAAUGGCUCUUCUGCACGAAGCUUGUGAGAAAUGGGGCUUCUUUCAGGUUGAUAACCAUGGAAUUGACAAGAAUUUGAUGGAGAAGGUGAAACAGUUGGUGAAUGCAUACUAUGAUGAAAAUUUGAAAGAAAGCUUCUAUGAAUCAGAGGUAGCCAAAAGCUUAAAGAACAAAGAAAUCAUCUCUGAUAUUGACUGGGAAAGCACUUUUUUCAUUUGGCAUCACCCAAAAUCCAACAUCAAUGAAAUUCCAAACAUAUCAGAGGAACUCUGUAAAGCAAUGGAUCAAUACAUUGAUCAACUGAUUAAAUUUGGCGAAAAGCUUUCUGAGCUCAUGUGUGAGAAUCUUGGCUUGGAGAAAAAUUACAUAAAGGAAGCAUUCUCAGGAACUAAAGGUCCUACUGUGGGGACAAAAGUGGCAAAAUACCCUCAAUGUCCUAAUCCAGAGCUUGUGAGAGGACUUCGAGAACACACCGAUGCAGGUGGGAUCAUACUCUUGCUCCAAGAUGACCAGGUCCCUGGCCUUGAAUUCCUGAAAGAUGGAGAAUGGGUGCAGAUUCCCCCAUCCAAGAACAACACCAUCUUUGUGAACACAGGUGACCAAGUGGAGGUGUUGAGCAAUGGGAGGUAUAAAAGUGUUCUGCAUCGUGUCAUGGCAGAAAAAAAUGGAAGCAGACUUUCCAUUGCUACAUUCUACAAUCCUGCUGGUGAUGCACUUAUUUCUCCAGCUCCCAAACUAUUAUACCCCAAUCACUACCGUUUCCAGGAUUACCUGAAGCUUUAUUCAACCACUAAGUUCUCAGAGAAGGGUCCAAGAUUUGAGUCCAUGAAAACAGUGGCUAAUGGGCAUCAUAAUUUCCAUGUCUAAAAGUACCGAUUACUUGGGUUACCCUGUAUUGCUCGCUCAUGGUUCAUAUUUUCAGUUUUCAUGCUAUGUUUCGAACGUUAAAAGAUGUAUUACUCUCUUUUUCUCCUGCAAGCAAAGAAGAUUAUAUAUAUAUAAUUCCAAUAAA